AUGCCCGUGGGUUGCCUGGGAACUGCUAAUAUCCCCCAAUUGCUGAAUUGUCAUCAAUAGUAACCCCUACCACUGCCAGCGCUCUUUUGGGUGCUGGUUAUGAUGUCCGUGUUGAGCGCAGUGAGCAGAGGAUAUUUGGUGAUAGUGAAUUUGAGAAGUAAGCUUGAUACACUCCGGGACACCUACGCGGAAGACAAUUCGUUAAUUAAUCAAAAGGGUCUGCGCUACGCUCGUUCCUAAGGGCUCCUGGACUGGUGUGUUGGCCACCCAUCUUGUAUCAAGUACGCUAUUUGCCCCGAGCCACUAACCGUUGCAGUCUCAAUCUAGAGGCCCCUACGGAGCACAUUAUUAUUGGCCUUAAGGAACUCCCUAAGGACGAUUGUAUGUACGUCUACCCCACGCCCCCCCCCCUUAUUGAAUUGGCCCGCUCGAUACUCAUGAUUAUUAGUCCCACUCAAGCAUACUCACAUCCAAUUCGCCCAUUGUUACAAGGACCAAGGUGGCUGGGAGAACGUUCUCUCUAGCUUCCCUAAGGGCUAGGGUACUCUCCUAGACUUGGAGUUUCUUCAGGAUGAUAGCGGUCGUAGAGUUGCUGCGUUCGGUUACCAUGCUGGAUCCGCCGGUGCCGCGUUGGGUGUCGAGGCUUGGGCAUGGCCGCAUGCUCAUCCUGGAGAGGAAUUCCGUGGUGUUAAGCCUUACCCCAGUGAGGACGCUUUGGUUUCGCACGUCAAGAGUGUGGUUACUGAGAGUAGUAUGAUCUCCUUAUCAUCAUUAGAACCUUACUGUUCUCUCUGUUUCUUGUUUCCCUUUCUGAGAUUACUGACCAUUCAAAGGUGCAAAGAUAGGGAGAAAUCCCAAGAUUUUGGUGAUUGGUGCUCUGGGGAGAUGUGGAAAAGCCGCUGUUGAUCUGGCGCUUAAAGUCGGCGUCCCGGCCGAGAAUGUUUUACAAUGGGAUAUGGCUGAGACGGCUAAGGGCGGGCCUUUUGUCGAGAUUGUUGAAUGUGAGUGUUCCUUUCGCGGCUGAGCGCUAUCCCAGGAAUGGUUUUAUAACCCAAACCUUCAUAGCCGACAUCUUUAUCAACUGCAUUUACCUCAAUCAGCCGGUUCCUCCUUUCAUUGACACUGGGUCCUUGGAAAACCCCGACCGCAAGCUUUCGGUCGUUGUGGAUGUUAGCUGUGAUACUACUAACCCCCAUAACCCUAUCCCCAUCUACAGCAUAAAUACUACGUUUGGUGAGCCGACGGUCCCCGUCCCUGUCAGGUAUGUUUCCCAACACAACAAAAUAUCUAGUUUGUAUUGCUACAUAGCCUGAUAUCGCAGGGUCAGUGACGGCGGCCUCCUCUUUCUGUCAUCUCGAUCGAUCACCUUCCUACUCUCCUUCCGUGUGAGGCCAGUGAAGCGUUCAGCAAGGAUUUGCUUCCGAGUUUGCUUUCGUUGAAGGAUAGAAAGAGCACCAAAGUAUGGGCGGAGGCUGAGAAACUCUUUCAUUCCAAAGUUGCUACUUUAUCCGGGUAUUAA
Molecule: messenger RNA, 1519 nt
Organism: Tuber aestivum (summer truffle)
Lineage: Eukaryota; Fungi; Ascomycota; Pezizomycetes; Pezizales; Tuberaceae
Source: the annotation of a GenBank genome assembly